AUGCCCGCCGGCGUUCCGGCCCACCGAGCCCUUGAGAGGACGCCCACCUUCGCGCUGUGCCCCGCCGUCCCUCCGGGGCCACCAAGGCCGCUCCCUGAGAGCCUCCACCGCCGCCGCUGCCGCAUCUGGUUCGUGUGCGACCCUCUGGGCAUUGUGUGCGCCGCUGGCACCUGGGUGCUGGUGCUGGGCGCGGCGGGCGUGAUGUUGUCCCAGCGGCUUAUCCCGUCCAAGGACCUGGUCUACACCGCGGCCAACGGCGCACUCUUCCACCUGCUGGCCUUCCUGGGGCUGGUGUCGCACGCACGCACAGUGCUCACCGACCCGGGCUCCGUGCCCCUGGGCUCCACGGCCCAGCCCGGCGCGCCCAGAUGUCAGCGCUGCGGCAGUGCCCGGCCUGCGCGCGCCCACCACUGCAGCGUGUGUGGGCGCUGCAUCCGCAAGAUGGACCACCACUGUCCCUGGGUCAACAACUGCGUGGGCGAGGACAACCAGAAGUACUUCGUUCUGUUCACGCUCUACAUCGCGCUGGCCUCGCUGCACGUUCUGUUGCUGCUUGGCGUCCCUGUCCUGCGAGGCUACCUGCACGGUGAAUGGGACACCAACAGCAUCAUUUCACCCGGCGGCUCCGUCGUCUUCCUUUUCUUGGUGAGUCUGAAGGGCUUCAUCUUCACCUCCGUCAUGUUCGGGACCCAGAUGCAUGCCAUCUGCAAGGACCAAACCAGAAUCGAGUUUCUGCAGAGGGAGCGGGCCAGGUGGGGCAAAGGCACCAGGUGGAUGAACUUGAAGGCCGUCUUCGGGCACCGAGUCUCCAUGGCCUGGAUCAACCCCUUCGUCUCGCAGGAGCCUCAGAAAUUGGAUGAGUACCACGAGGUGGUCUGA
Molecule: messenger RNA, 879 nt
Organism: Chrysochloris asiatica (Cape golden mole)
Lineage: Eukaryota; Metazoa; Chordata; Mammalia; Afrosoricida; Chrysochloridae
Product: palmitoyltransferase ZDHHC3-like
Exons: 1
Coding region: 1-879 (292 amino acids)
Biological process (GO): peptidyl-L-cysteine S-palmitoylation; protein targeting to membrane
Cellular component (GO): endoplasmic reticulum; Golgi apparatus
Molecular function (GO): protein-cysteine S-palmitoyltransferase activity
Source: RefSeq, a predicted model, not a curated record